AUGAUCAAAUUAUUUUCUUUUGUUUUGCAGCUGCGUCAAGAAAACAACUUACAUAAAUCUUCAGUGAUGGUUACUGCAGGGGCAAAUCAGGCAUUUGUGAAUUUAGUUCUCACAUUGUGUGAUGCUGGGGAUUCUGUAGUUAUGUUUGCACCAUACUACUUCAAUGUGUACAUGUCAUUCCAGAUGACAGGUGUUACUAACAUUCUGGUGGGUCCUGGUAAUCCAAAGACACUUCAUCCCGAUGCAGACUGGCUAGAAAAGACUUUGCGGGAAACUAAACCAACCCCAAAGCUUGUUACUGUCGUUAAUCCUGGAAACCCAUCCGGAACUUACAUUCCACUGCCUCUUCUCAAGAGGAUUUCAGAUCUCUGUAGGGAUGCAGGAUGUUGGCUUGUUGUAGAUAGUACAUAUGAGUACUUUAUGUAUGAUGGCCUCAAACACUCGUGCAUGGAGGGCAAUCACAUAGUCAACAUUUUUUCGUUUUCUAAAGCUUAUGGAAUGAUGGGAUGGCGAGUUGGAUAUGUGCAACCCUUUUGAGUACGUGAU
This is a messenger RNA of Camellia sinensis, 546 nucleotides long. Lineage: Eukaryota; Viridiplantae; Streptophyta; Magnoliopsida; Ericales; Theaceae. The record is from RefSeq and is a predicted model, not a curated record.